AUGUCUACCACUGGUCAAUCCACACCUUCAUCAGAUGAUCGUGAUACAUCAGUCAUUGAUGAAUCUUCGAUUCCACCGACAUCAACUCACCAUAUUCCAAUAUCCUCUAACACAAGAACACACCUUGAAGAUCCAUCAGAUCCGUAUUAUCUCCAUCACUCCGACAAUCCUGGAAACAUUCUUGUUUCACAGGUUCUUACAGUCAAGAACAAAAUUGGAUUUCUUGAUGGUUCGAUUUCAAGGCCUUCACCUACGGAUACUUCUUUAUACAAUGCUUGGUGUCGCAACAACAACAUAGUUAUCUCUUGGAUUCUGAACUCGGUUUCAAAGGAGAUCUCAGCAAGCAUCUUGUACGAUGAUUCUGCAGCAGAAAUUUGGAAGGAUCUUCAGGUUAGAUUUAAAAGAUGCAAUGGACCACACAUCUUCAACCUUCGAAAGGAAUUGAUGAACCUUAAACAAGACACUCAAACCGUGAGCAUCUACUAUACGAAGCUUCGUACCAUUUGGGAAAAGCUCUCUAACUAUAGACCAAAUUGUACCUGCAACAACUGUACCUGUGGAGGAGUUAAGAAGUUACAGGAGCAUUAUCAUAUGGAGUACAUAAUGUCCUUUUUAAUGGGACUCAAAGAUUCUUAUUCCCAAGUCCGAGGGAACAUCUUGCUCAUGGAUCCCUUACCUGAUCUUAGCAGAACUUUUCAUUUGGUUACCCAAGAGGAGAAUCAAAGAAGUGAUAUUACAGUAGACUCUACCUCUUCCAUGGCCUUUUCUCUUCAAAGUAAUAGAUCCUCCACUCAAAGAUCUGAUUCAACAACAUCCAAAUCAUAUCCUCCGAGAAGAAAUAGACCCUUUUGUACCCAUUGUAAUACUCUUGGACACACCAUUGAAAAAUGUUACAAGUUGCACGGAUAUCCUCCUGGUUACAAGCAAAAAUCGUCCAAAGAAGCUUCAACAAAUCAGUUCAAUGCUUCUGAGGAUAUCCACAAUAAUGCAAGGCCCGAGCAAGCACAAGUCAAUCCCAAAGAUGCAGCAGCAAACCAAUUCAACACUACAACAUUCUUGCCUCAACUCACAGCCACUCAAUAUCAACAAUUGCUCAACCUUCUUGCUACUCAAGCACCUAGUAUGAAUUCUACAGAACCAAGUUCUUCUACAGGUAAUCCAGAAAUUGUGUUAUCUACCAAUUCGUUCAUACCUGUGAUUGAUUCUUGGAUUGUCGACACAGGAGCUACAAGACAUAUUUGCUCUAAUGUAAAUACUUUUCAAUUCCUAAAUCCUAUAUUUCCUACUAAACUCAUACUGCCCAACAAUGAUUCUUUACUUGUUCAUCCCAGUGGCUCUAUUGCUAUUAAUCAAGAUUUAGUUCUCACUGAAGUGCUUUAUGUUCCUUCUUUUAAAUACAACAUUAUAUCAGUUAGUUGCUUGACCAUUCAAGGAGAUGCCCACCAGGAGGAUGAUUGGCACGGAUAUGAUAAUGCACCUGAGCUUGCUUUCACAGAUCUUUUUACUCAAAAGGGAAUUUUGCAUCAAUUUACUUGUGUCGAAACACCUGAGCAAAAUGCAGUGGCUGAACGAAAGCAUCAACAUUUGUUGAAUGUUGUUCGGUCACUCUAUUUUCAAGCUAACAUUCCCAUCAAAUUUUGGUCAGACUGUGUAUCUACAGCAGCUUAUAUCAUUAAUCGUAUUCCCACACCUAAUCUAAAAAAUAAAACACCUUAUGAGAUUCUCUAUAACAUACCUCCUGAUUAUGAUCACUUUAGAUCUUUUGGAUGUUUGGCUUUUGCAUCUACACUAACUGCACACCGCACCAAGUUCGAUUCACGGGCUAGGAGUUGUGUUUUUAUGGGAUACACCCAUGUUUUACCUUUUACUGAAGUCACUACUACUCCUAUUAUUGAUUACUAUCAUGAUAAAAUUAGUCCUAUUGCUACUGACACUUUUAUGCAGGAUAUUCAUUCACCACAUUCUUCCACAACUAACUCAUAUCCUAAUAUUUCUCCUUCUGUCAAUGAUUCUUUUCUUGAUACUACUGCUGAAACCUCAACCCCAUCUCAGCCUCUCCUAAGGCGUUCAAGCAGGCCCUCAAGACCUCCUGCAUACCUACUUUCUUCACAAAAUGAACCUCAGACAUAUAAACAGGCCAUUGAACAUGAACCUUGGAUUAUGGUUAUGAAUGACGAACUGCAGGCACUACAACACAAUAACACAUGGACCAUUAUGCCUCUUCCACCUAAUAAACAUGCAAUUGGUUGUCGAUGGGUCUACAAGCUUAAAUUUCACAAUGAUGGCUCCAUCGAAUGA
This is a messenger RNA of Humulus lupulus (European hop), 2298 nucleotides long. RefSeq lists its product as uncharacterized. Gene Ontology annotation, biological process: DNA integration. Gene Ontology annotation, molecular function: nucleic acid binding. Lineage: Eukaryota; Viridiplantae; Streptophyta; Magnoliopsida; Rosales; Cannabaceae. The coding region runs from base 1 to 2298 and encodes 765 amino acids. The record is from RefSeq and is a predicted model, not a curated record. The transcript is spliced from 6 exons.